AUGGCGACGGCGAGCCUGCCACUGCCGGAGGGCCUGAGGCUGGGUUUCGUCGGUGCGGGGAAGAUGGCGGAGAGCAUUGCCCGGGGAGUGGCCAUGUCCGGCGUCCUCCCCCCGUCGAGCAUCCGCACUGCCCACCGGCUUCCCGAGCGGAGGGAGGUCUUCCGAUCUUUUGGGGUCAAGAUAUUGGAGAAUAACGCACAGGUGAGGGAAAUUAUGAGAUGGAUGAUUUAAGAAUUCAAAAAAUAAAUUCCUGACCCCACACCGGCUCCUUGCUUGACAUAUGUUGUCUCUGAUGCCAUUCAACGAGCGGAGAGAAGAACGUACUCGCGCCCGCGGUUGAUCUAUGUCGUCUUUGAUGGAUAGACUUGGCUUCCUCGUUUGAUUUUUCUCUAUCUGCUCUUCUUUAUGUAUGAUUCCACUCAUAAACUUGUCGUAAUUGAGCUUUUGUUAGCCAUCUUUUAUAAUUUGUACGAAAAAACUUUAUCUUACGUCCUGUUGAUCCCUGGAUAUUAAAAAUACGUAUAUGUGAGUCACUCAUACUGAAAAAAUUAUAUGAAUGUUGAUUUGAGUACAUUCCUUUUAACAUCAAUUCCUUCUAUGUGGAUCACUAUUUAUUUUAGCAUAGUAGAAUUUCUUAUCUCCAGGUUCCUGAGUUGUAAUCCUUUUUUAGGGUCAAUGUGAGGGAAGUGAGAAAAGAAUCCCAAAUGGGAAGCAGCAAAUCUGGAAAAAGGAUGCUAAUAUCUGUUAGUCGGCGUCGUUAAUUACUGCUUUUGAAUUGAAUAAUAUAUUCAUUCAACAUAUGCUACGAAAUGGGAGGAACUUCCCACGCAUUAGCCAGCUCUCUUAGCCUGAUUUCGUAAUUUCAAAAUGCUUCAUUUGGCUUGAGAGACUGUUUUUAUCAUACUCGAGUUUGCAACAUUCAUUUUAUCAUGCUUCAUUUUGAAUACUUCUCUCUUGUUACAACUGUACAUUCAUUGUUGAAACAUGCUACAUAUCCCUUGAGAAACUCAUUCUAUUUUUUGACCUGAGUUUACAACAUUUAUUUUGUCAUGCUCCAUCGUCUUUGCAGACUUCUCCCUUCUUGUGACUGUGCUGUGAUCUUCCGGUGUUUUAACUCUUUGCGUUGUCAAUAGGUUGUUGACGAUUCUGACGUAGUCAUUAUUUCUGUCAAACCUCAAGUAGGUAAGUGAUUUUUUUGGUAACAUAUCAUUUAUGUGACCCAUUUUAUAAUGUCAAUUGUCAAAAUAUCUGAAGUACAGGGCUAAGCUGCGUUUUUAGAGUUCCAUGUUUGGGGGCUCCCUUAUAACGUAUAACAGGAAACAUUCAUAUUACAGCUCUUCUUUGAAAAUUCUGAACUAUGUUUAGGCAUAUUCCUAACCAUAUAUUUAGUUGCCAAAAUUAAAUAUUAAUGCUUGAGGACCCUAGCUUAUAACAAAGAUCUUAAGUCCCUUCCUAUCUUGGUGGAAAAUGUUGGAAACACAUUGUAUAAUGCAGAUUUUUUAAGGGUUGUGCUUGCAGAUAUCCACUAUUUUCAUUUCAGUGAUUAAUAUUAAGAUGAUAUGGAGUAACAAUUCAUUUAAGGUCGUGCCCUUCUUUUGGUAAAAAUAAAUUACUUCAUUCAUGGAAUGGGUCCCACAUGCUGCACGGAAUGUGGGAAUCUAGGUGGACACAGCAAAUUGAUUCAAUGACAUUUAAUGCGCAAUGGACUCUUUUCUUGACUGCUUGUAUAGGAUAAUAUCCAUUAUGCGAUCAUGAUGAUGACUUUAUGGACUCUUUCAGAUUAGAACUAAAAAUGGGAAACAUUCUGUGGAAUACAUGAAUGGAUAUCCAUUGUGCUUGAGUACUCAUUGCCAUUUGAGGUAUCUCCUGAAACGAAGAGAGAGAGAAACGGACGGAGUGGAGGAGGAAUUUCUUUGUCUCAGAGGACAAAACGGAGGAGCGGAAAGCACCUCACUUUUUAUUCCCAUUUAUCACCCAUUAUAUAGGGUGAGAACCCUACAUGAUAUCUCCAAUAUAUCAUCAGGCUAUUACAAUAUUCCACCACAAUAUGAUCACGAUUUAGAGAUCCAACAGCAUCCACUUAUUUCAGACAAGAAUCACUCAAAUUGGGACAUUGGAUUGUUCAAAACUCGAUUAAAAUCGUUGAGAAUCAACUUGGCAGAUCCAAAGAAAGUCAUCUGUUUCUGAAUCAUUUUUCUCUUACAUUCCUAUAACAGAACACCUUUUGAAUGAACUUCUAUAAAACUAACACCAUUUUCUUUAAUUGUGAAAUAAUAUUGAACAUUAUAGUUGAAAAUGUUUAAACUUAAACGUACCAUAUAGUGUCCGGAAUCUAUGAUGGAGGUUAACAAUAGUAUAUAUACAAGCUUAGAUGAUGAAUCCACAAACUGUUCUUGCUGGUAGGGGGGGGAUACGGAAAUUUGUAUUCUCAUUCUUACUCACAUGUUGGAAGUAAUUUACAUCCAUUCUGCUGAUCUCACCUGAUCAUGCUCAAUCAUCUCUGCACUAAACACACUAGUUAGUUCGCUGAAAACCGUCAUUCAUUCCAAACUGGACAAAAAUAUCAUUUCGUCCAGGAUCCCAUAUAGAAUACUUUGUGUGAUAUUGCAUUCAUUUAUCUUCCAUGCUCAUAUUUUGUCAAUCGAGGGCCUGAAAUUAUACAGUUUACCUUCUCUCCCAAAAGUCAAACCAAUGACUCCUAUGGCUAUCUCUAAAAUGGAGUUGAGCAGAAUAAAAAUGUUUUUGUGUGGUUUAAAGCUUCCAGUAUUUCCCACCCUAUCACAAGUGAAAGACUUUGACUUAAAAAAAAAUAUUGACUAUUAUAAAGUAAACCUAUAUGAAAGUUGAUUGUUCCAUAUUAUCAUGACAUAUUAUGGGAGACUCGUUUUUUCGAAAACUACAUUAUCAAUUAUUCCGAACAUAAGCGAUAUUUAUUCUCUUAUAAAAAUAAACAUUAUCUUAUAACAGAUUACCUCCAAGAUAACUGCAGUAAAAUGAAAUGGCGCACAUUUUGAAUCAUAAAACACUUUCUGCUCUUUGUAUAGUGUUUCUUUCAUGUGGAUAGUAUCAUACUUUUAGCAUUCUUGAAAACCAAAUUUAAGCUUCGAGCUUGAUAAAUAGUUUGAGGAGAGUAAGCAUUAUUUACAUUUAGAUGCAUUUUGCCCAAAAAAAAAUUUGCCUUUGGUUUAGAUGUUUCACACAAGACACAAAUGAAAUGCUACAUUUUGGGUGAUACUUCCCACCUUUCUCGGCCUCACACUGGAUAGCAAUGACUAAUAAUUAAUAGUUUUCUCAGGUCUUGUCAGACUUCACUUACUGACAAGAGGAUGAUUCGGUUUUUCGCAGUGAAGGAUGUCCUGCUGGAGCUAAAUCCGUUAUUUUCAGAGGGAAAACUUUUAGUUUCUGUCGCUGCUGGAAUUAAGAUGAAAGAUCUCCGGGUACAUAAAUUCAUCAUCUUCCUCCGAGUUUCUUUUUCUCCCAUUCCUUGUCCAUGUUACCCGUUGUAAUUUGUGAACUUUUUAUCUUGCCACACUUUGGCAUUUUGCCAUCAAACUAAAAGUGAGGUGCUCAGAUUACCUAUUACAAGGUUUGGGGUUAAUCAAGAUUACCUAGAAACGUCAAAAUUAUCAAUUUACUCUAUUAAUUAAUAUGAAUGUAAAGAAUAACUAUCAAAGUAUAUGCAAGUUUUUGGAUUAUGUAAUGAAAGCAUCUCCUCUUGGAUAUCUAUCUAUCACAGUGGAAAAUCCUGGUAAAUAGAAUGCAUGGAGACACUGACUAAAGGAUGGAUGAAAAGUGAUCAUUGUUUUUCUUCUUCCCGUGACCAUUUCAUGCUUUUUGUAACUUUUUAGACAAUGUUGACGAAUAUUACCUUUUUUUGUUGAUGGCUAAAUUAAAAUUACAGAGCAUUCUUAAUCUGUAGCAAAUUGUGUUUCUACUCAGUUUUAAUGUUAUUUUUUCCAUCUUUACCAUGGUUGAUAAUUUUUGAAAUAAGUAUUCUUGCAGGAAUGGUCUGGUCAUAGCCGGUUAGUCAGGGUAAUGCCAAACACACCAUCGGCUGUGGGUGAAGCUGCGUCAGGUGGCACUGUCUCCUUGCCUACUGUGCUUCCCAUUAGAUUAAUGCGUCAGAUCUCCGAAAAUCAACAUCAUAGCUAUUUUUAAUUUCUUACUUUUAGUUACCUCUACAUCAUAAAAGCUUGAUCAAUUAUGGCCCAUGGAGGCGCUUUUUGUGUUUUAUGGAUUCAUUUUUAAUUACUAAUUCAUGAAUUGGUCUCAUAUUGAAUCGGAAAUUAGCGGAUCUAAUUUAGGAUUUUUUCUCUUUGACUGUCAUUUAAAGAACAAAAAGUAUCUAAAAGGUGGAAGCAGGACAAUCAGAAAAAGAAACAUAAACUAGAGCGGGAUCUUCAAAGGUACGUGAGAAUGAAUAACACUAUUAAGUAUUAAAAAGCUAAAUUGUCAUAGAAAUAAUGUUUUGUUUUUCUAUUGACACCUUUUGCCUGCCACAAUUUUGAAAUGAAGCAAACAUCUCCUAUAUUUUGGAAGUGAGCAUGUGUUUUUUACUGAAAGGAAUUAAUGGGUAGCAUAUAGCUGGAAUGUAGUCCAUAAGACCAUGAUAGUCUGGUUAAAAUCGAAAGCUAUUUUAGAAUACAUUAUCAAAAUUUUAUAGGUUGGAAAAUGCUUUUGGAGAUGGAACUUCACUCAGAGUUUUACAAUGUCCAGUGCUAGGUUACUAGGUAAGUUAUAUUGACAAGGUAGGUGUGAGCCAAGGCUGAGUUUUGCACAGGUAGGGAAACAAAAACUCACCAUAAAUCAAAUAGUUCUUCUAUGGGGGUCACUACAGACACCAGACCGCUUUUGCUAACACCCUUCUUAAAGUACUAGAUGGACAGGAAGGCAGACUGUUGAGGCAGAAGAUUAGUGUGACUACUACAGAGGGUGAAUUCAUUUGACAAGGCUUGAACCAUUCAAGUCGGCUACACCUCAGAUACCUAAGCCAGACUAUUUAUAAACUUCAACUGAAUGCAUGAAUCCAUCAUUGGAUUAUUCCAUGAGGUCCCAUCUUUACCCAAACUGGGUGAAUUUGCAAGUAACGUUACUAUAAUAAUUUAUGGCGUGUGGCAUCUGGCAUGUGUGUUUACAAUGUGGCUUCAGUUCAAGUUGCGUUGAUCUGACUGGGACGAGACUCUUCUUUUGGUUAUGCCAAUAUGGUCUAUUUUCCCACAAAAUAGGGGCAUUAGGGUGUACUUAUGUCAAAGCAGCUUCCACUUUGUGCCAUAUUUUAUGACUUUCACUUCCAGAUCACUAAUAUGCGUUUUCUUGCCUCCCACAUCAUUUUCUUGCCCUAGUAUGUUUCUGCUAUGGGAAAUUGCAUGCACGCAUAUCCUUUCCACUAUAUGAUUCUUUUCAUUAAGCACAGGUAUCCUGUACAGAAAAUGCAGUGUGUUUGUCAACUAUCUUUUAUCUUUCAGUAAUGUGCUUGGGAGAACGGGCAACAAAGACUGAUGGGGAAUGGGUAGCAAGCUUGUUCACCGCUAUAGGAAAGAUAUGGAUAGCUGAUGAGAAACAUUUUGAUGCUGUUACUGGUUUAAGGUAUUAUGUGUAUUAACUUAAAUUCAUAAACAUGAAUUUUGGUUCUCCUUUCUGCUCUACGAUCCAAUAGGGAAGGGUGCGUUGACUCCUAUUUUCCUCAUGAUUAUAAUUGUGGCUAUCUUUGAGUUUUCAGCGCAAGUGGCCCUGCAUACAUCUUUCUCGCCAUAGAAGCCAUGGCUGAUGGUGGAGUUGCCGCCGGUCUUCCAAGAAAUCUUGCACUAAGCCUGGCAUCCCAGACAGUAAGUGCUUUGGACACUAGAAGAUUAUAGAUACCUCAAGAUGAGCACUUGUUUCUGUGUUACAUAUGCGUUCAAACUAGCGGUUCAACUCGCAGACUUCAGAUUUUCAAAGUAAUGACGGUAGCAUUCGGGUAGUAAUUCACAUUUUAUCCAUUUUCAUAGGUUCUAGGCUCAGCAGCAAUGGUGAACCGUACAGGGAAGCACCCAGGCCAGCUGAAAGAUGAUGUGGCCUCCCCUGCAGGGACUACAAUAGCGGGGAUACAUGAGCUGGAGAAAGGUGGCUUCCGCGGAACCCUGAUGAAUGCCGUCAUUGCAGCUACAAAUCGGUGCAGGGAACUCUCAAAGUGA
Spirodela intermedia is the source of this 6173-nucleotide messenger RNA. NCBI's taxonomy places the organism in Eukaryota, Viridiplantae, Streptophyta, Magnoliopsida, Alismatales, Araceae. The record is from the annotation of a GenBank genome assembly.